UCCAAAACUCUCUCCACAAAUUAUUAUAAACAAAAAAACAACCCACACCGAUCGAAAUUGGCGCCCCUUUUUCACCUUCGCAUUUCUCUCGUUGAUUCCAGAAACAGCAAGAACAACAACAACAACAAGAAGAAAACUCGACGCAAAGUAGAAGAAGGGAUUCAAACUCGCCAUGUCAUUAUCCCGCAGACGGACGUUGCUCAAGGUCAUCGUUCUCGGCGACAGUGGGGUCGGCAAGACGUCGUUGAUGAACCAAUAUGUGCAUAAGAAGUUCAGUCAGCAGUAUAAGGCUACUAUAGGUGCAGAUUUUGUCACCAAGGAGCUCCAAAUUGAUGACCGGCUCGUUACGCUGCAAAUAUGGGACACGGCCGGGCAGGAGAGAUUUCAGAGUCUUGGAGUUGCGUUCUAUAGAGGGGCGGAUUGCUGUGUUCUGGUUUAUGAUGUUAAUGUGAUGAAGUCGUUCGAUACUCUUGAGAAUUGGCACGAGGAGUUUCUCAAGCAGGCCAACCCUCCUGAUCCGAAGACCUUUCCGUUUAUAUUGCUUGGGAACAAGAUUGAUAUUGAUGGUGGGAAUAGUCGUGUGGUUUCUGAGAAGAAAGCAAAGGACUGGUGCGCAUCAAAGGGGAACAUACCUUACUUUGAGACAUCAGCAAAAGAAGAUUACAAUGUUGAUGCUGCAUUCCUUUGUAUUGCCAAGACUGCUCUUGCAAAUGAACAUGAGCAGGACAUAUAUUUUCAGGGCGUUCCAGAUGUCGUCUCAGAGUCUGAUCAAAGAGGUGGUUGUGCAUGCUAAACUUACUCAAGCAACUGACCUUCAAAGGUUGGUUGGUUAGUUUUCAAUAUUGUGCUCCUGAUUCGUGGCCAUUGUUUUUGUACACGUUGUAUACCAUGUUAUGGCUGUUAGCGUGACUUUUGCCAGUUGGGGAAGAUAGCUCUGUUUCGCUUAGAUGCAGUUCGAAGAACCCAAACUGAACGAACUCAUUUUGGAUUAAUCAGCUUCAUUGAAGCGGUCAAUUUGUUUUGUUGAGGGUGGCGUUUGUAAUCAAUGACUGAUUUUUCAGGUCAUACUGAGCUAACUUGUAGAAAUUUAUGUUCUCUU
This is a messenger RNA of Argentina anserina (silverweed cinquefoil), 1099 nucleotides long. Its product is annotated as ras-related protein Rab7. Gene Ontology annotation, cellular component: vacuolar membrane. Bases 173 to 793 code for a protein of 206 amino acids. Gene Ontology annotation, molecular function: GTPase activity; GTP binding. The record is from RefSeq and is a predicted model, not a curated record. The transcript has 7 exons. Lineage: Eukaryota; Viridiplantae; Streptophyta; Magnoliopsida; Rosales; Rosaceae.